GUUUCUAAACAUUUAACAUUUUCAGACUGACAAACAGCUUUUUAUUUCUUUCUUCUUUUUUUUUUUUAAUGUGACCUUCAAUCUAAAUUCUUGCAGGUCAGCACCAGUAAAGGUCACUGACUUUCUGUUUGUGUGUAAACUGCUGCGAGCCAAUGGGAGCAUGAGGGCCGCGGUAUCACAUACCCUCAUGCCUCUUGUCUCGUCUUCUCACGCAGCAGCCUAUAAAUACGAGCGACGGCUUCCCGGCUCCUUCUUAUUUUCUUUCAUUCUGCGCGAGGACCGAGGCGGCCGAGAUGGUUUCUCAGGGGAUUCAGAUCACGGGUUUGUUGAUGGCCGUGCUGGGCUGGCUCUUGGUGGUCGUGGUGUGCGCCUUGCCCACGUGGAAGGUCACGGCCUUCAUCGGCGCCAACAUCAUCACGGCCCAGAACAUCUGGCAGGGCAUGUGGAUGAACUGCGUGGUCCAGAGCACGGGCCAGAUGCAGUGCAAGGUGUACGACUCCGUGCUGGCUCUGCCGCAGGACCUGCAGGCCGCCCGCGCCAUGAUCAUCAUCUCCAUCAUCGUCGGGAUCUUUGGGAUCAUCCUGGCGAUCGCCGGCGGGAAAUGCACCAACUGCAUCGAGGACGAGCGAUCCAAGGCCAAGGCCAGCAUCGCGUCGGGGAUUCUGUUCAUCAUCUGCGGGCUGCUCUGCCUCAUCCCCGUCUCUUGGUCCGCCAACACCAUCGUCACCAACUUCUACAACCCGCUGCUGGUCGAAGCCCAGAGGUACGAGCUGGGCGGCUUCACCAUGGUGUCAAUGGUACGACAGAUCCUGGGCUUCGCCCUCGCCGUCGUCGGAUUUAUGGGGACCAUCUUGGUGUGCGACAUGCCAAUAUGGAAGACCACACUCUUCAUCGGAGCUGACGCUGUGGUAGCUCAGAUCAUCUGGGAAGGUCUGUGGGUGGUCUGCGUGGUGCAGAGCACAGGCCAGCUGCAGUGCAAAGAAUAUGCUUCUCCUGCUGCUCUGCCUCUGGACCUCCAGGCCGCCAGGGUUCUCGUGGUCAUUGCCAUCAUCGGGUCCGCUAUGGGGAUCCUGCUGGGCAUCGCUGGGGGAAAGUGCACCAACUUUGUGAAGGACCCAUCGUCCAAAGCCAAAGUGGCCCUCGCCGCUGGAAUUGUCUUCAUCGUAGCCGGUGUUCUGGUUCUCGUCCCCGCGUGCUGGUCUGCGUACACAAUCAUCAGGGAUUCAUACCCCCCCUCGACCAACACCCAGAGGAGGGAGCUGGGAGCUGCCCUCUACAUCGGUUGGGGCUCGGCAGCGCUUCAAAUCUUGGGUGGUGCCCUCUUCUGCAUCUCUUGCCCGCCUAAAGAGAGUCCUGAGCAUCCAGUGAAGUACACCGGUGCCCGGUCCACAGCCACCAGCACAUCACGCACAGUGCGUCGGAGGAGGAGACAACAACAAAAAGACUCAAAGCAGUCUUGAUGCAAACACCUGGUGUCACAUGAAUCUGAUUCACGCUGCCACAUUAAGUAUGGUUUGAAUGAUGUUACAGUGAUUUUACGGCUGACGGUUGAGUUACAGCAUUUCAAGAUUUGCUGCAUCAAGCUCAGGAGGAGAGAUGUGUGCCACUCCCAAAAAAACCUGUCAAUGUUUCCUGAGACAAAAAAAAAAAAAAAAAAGGUGUGAUGAGUAGGAGUAAAAAAGAUGGCGUGUACUUUCACCUGGAACAACAUUAACUUUGAUGCACUGUUUUUAGCUAACAAUUACAUUUUAAACCGUGUUUUAUGCUGGUCUGAAAAUGUAAAUAAAGUUUUUUUUUAUCAA
Messenger RNA from Mugil cephalus (flathead mullet), 1802 nucleotides. RefSeq names its product claudin-4-like. The coding region runs from base 294 to 1460 and encodes 388 amino acids. Gene Ontology annotation, biological process: cell adhesion; bicellular tight junction assembly. Gene Ontology annotation, cellular component: bicellular tight junction; plasma membrane. Gene Ontology annotation, molecular function: structural molecule activity. The transcript is spliced from 2 exons. The record is from RefSeq and is a predicted model, not a curated record. NCBI's taxonomy places the organism in Eukaryota, Metazoa, Chordata, Actinopteri, Mugiliformes, Mugilidae.